GAGAGAGGCUUCCCAGGGCAGAGCGAGGAGGAAAAUGCUUGGCGGCUGGGACUGAGACGUCCUUCAUUUAAACCGGUGACAAACGGGCGAGCGGCCCCGGGGCAGCAGAGAGAGGAGGACCGAGCACUGCGCACAGCCGCCGGAUCAGCAACACGACACCGACAUAAAGAGACACAGAGAGAAGCAGAAAGACACACUGAAGAGCACACACCGAUUUUCACUGAGGAAACCGAUCCGGACGGAGCAUCCUUUCCCCACCGACAGGCCUGCUGCUGGCUGAAGAGAUGGGUAUCACGUCACACUCGCUGCUACUGGUCUGUGCGUAUUUGGCGGCUGCGUUGAUUGGUCGCAUAUGCUCGGAGGGUGUGUGUCUUCAAGACGGCCAGCACAAGGCCACGCCCAGUCCGGAGCCACACUUGAAGGAGUGCACGCUGUAUGCUGACAAUAGCUGUUGCACAGAGGAAGACAUCCAGGACAUUUCUCAUGUUCCCUCUGCUGGCAAUUUGAACUCACCCUGGGACAAGUGUGGAACUCUGAGCCCUGCGUGUGAAGGCUUCCUGAAGCGCGUUUCAUGUUUUUACCGCUGCUCCCCAGACGCAGCCCGCUGGCCUCACCCUCACAGCCGCUCCUACAUCCAGGCUGUGCCCCUGUGCCACAGUUUCUGCCGCGACUGGUUUGACGCCUGUAGGAUGGACUUGACAUGUGCGCGCAACUGGGCCAGGGACCCCAGGGGACAUAAUUGCACUGGCACCUGUGUUCAGUAUCAGCAGAUGUACCAGCAUGGCAGGGAUCUGUGUGAGAGCCUGUGGGGGGAUGCCUUCAUGACAGUGGAGGAUGAGGCGGAGGAGGCCGGAGAGGCCAACGACGGCGGUCGUCUCUGCGGCUGCCUGACCCUCAGCCCCUCAGACAAGGAUGUGAUCGCUGCCCUCAGGGCCCAGCAGGACGAUCCCGAGGAGCUGGACACCACCAAGACUGGCCUGCCUCAGUACCGCGCACCCUGCCAGACCAAACUGCCCCUGCAGGCCAGGAGGAGCAGCAAGGGUAACUCCGUGCUGCGUAAGCGCUCCAUCGUGGUGGACGAUGUGGAGGGGAGUGGGAGCGGCAUGUAGAGAGGAAUGAUUGUUAUGCAUUUAGAAAGAAUUGUAUCCCCCUCCCCCUUAUUAUGCUAAAUCCAUAGCACGAUCUAUAGCACUGUUCAACUCUUCAGCUGGAGUCAUAAACUUGCUCCUCUUUAACUAACCUUACCUCACAAACUUUAGCUCCCUUUUCCAUCAUCAUCAUCUUUUCAAAUAUAAUCAUCACGGUUCAAAGUAAUGUUAUACCUGGUAUAAGGUAAUCCAGUAUGCCAGCAGCAGCUCCAGCACUCACCUAAGCAAUUCUUUUAUGUUUUUCUUUCACCACCUGAAAUAACCAGGCUUUCAACAACAUGCUAAAACUGAAGGCAGUUUUUGUAAUUUAAUCUUAACAGCAAAAAUGGCACAAAUGAAUAAUGUAUUCUUGGAGCGUUUAGAAGCAAAAUAUUCUGGUCUUUUGCGCAAGAGCUUCAACUUCGAUAAUAACACAUUAACUAUCUUUAACUUUCCAAUAGGGUAGGGUGAUAACAUCAUGGCCACAUGAUAGUUGCACACAUGUAUUAUUUCGAGGAAGCAAAGUGAGGAUUCUUUGACCAGGUCAUCAUAAGAGUGAGGCAUUUUGUUCACUCAGUUAUGAAGAUCUCCCAGGCCAUGAAUCAGAAAUCCCUGCAGUUAGGGCAAUACACAUCAGAUGAUGUUAUGAUGUGUGGUGUCAUGUGAAAUAUGAAGUCAUAUCAACACCUCUGCAUGCAACACAUCAUUCUCCAGUGAUCUAUUUGGGUUCAUGACAUCAAGUACAUAUUAUAUACAUGAGUAUACCUCCACCAUGAUUUCAUUUCAGUUCUUUUUAACCAUAUAGAUUAUUCAAAUCUGUACCUUAGUCAGUUGUUAAAACGCUUUGCAGAGCUUACUGUUGUGAUAAUGUACCAUACUGUCUACUUGUCAGGUGUAUGAUAGCGGAGAAGGUCACGCAGGGUGAGGAUUAUUAUAUUAAAUGUAACAUAUUCUGUUUUACUGAGGCUACCCUCCCACACUCAAAGGAUCAGGUACGAUAAUGACACCGAGGAAGCAUACCUAAUACUUGAAGGAUGUUUUGAUUUCCAGAAACAAAAUCUGCCGAAGUGACAGACUAAAUCCGCAGAGACAGUAUUAAUGCCAGAUAUGAAUGUUCUGGUAGUUUGAUCACAUAUCACCAAUGUACUGUGGCAGUUUCUUUUACAAUGACGUGGAGUAUUUCUAGAGCCAGACUCUUUGUUAGCUGUAUAUGUUUUGUAAAGUAAAAAAAAAAAAAAAAAGGGAAUUUGAUUUGUCCACUUUAUGGUCAGCAUGCUGGAAUGGGUGUUUCUCUGCUUUUCUUUACAUUCUCAAUAAAGACAAACAUUUCUAAAUGUCA
This is a messenger RNA of Myripristis murdjan (pinecone soldierfish), 2466 nucleotides long. It is a transcript of the gene rtbdn, whose product is annotated as retbindin. Bases 285 to 1109 code for a protein of 274 amino acids. Gene Ontology annotation, cellular component: external side of plasma membrane. The record is from RefSeq and is a predicted model, not a curated record. NCBI's taxonomy places the organism in Eukaryota, Metazoa, Chordata, Actinopteri, Holocentriformes, Holocentridae. The transcript has 6 exons. Gene Ontology annotation, molecular function: riboflavin transmembrane transporter activity; signaling receptor activity; riboflavin binding.